Molecule: messenger RNA, 1692 nt
Organism: Mya arenaria
Lineage: Eukaryota; Metazoa; Mollusca; Bivalvia; Myida; Myidae
Product: heat shock 70 kDa protein 12B-like
Exons: 7
Coding region: 1-1692 (563 amino acids)
Molecular function (GO): ATP-dependent protein folding chaperone; ATP binding
Source: RefSeq, a predicted model, not a curated record
AUGGAUAAAAUAGAAGCAUUCACCAGGCAUUUUGCAGUGAACACUAAGAAAGUCAUGUCUUUGCUUGUUGCUAGCAUCGACUUUGGGACAACAUAUUCGGGCUGGGCGUUUUCGUUCAGACAUGAAUUCGAAAGUGACCCUACAAAAGUAUCUGCGAAAAACUGGUCAGGCGGACAACUGUUUCACAGAAAAGGACCUACAUGUGUACUGAUUCGUCCGGAUGGGGAAACGCUGGAUGCGUUUGGCUACGAGGCGGAGAACAAGUAUUUUGACCUUUCAAUGGAGGAGAGUCACACGCAGUGGUUCUACUUUCGAAGAUUUAAGAUGAAGUUGUUCAAACAAGAGGGUAUUGGACGUACACUUAUGCUCGAGGACGAAACAGGAAAGAAAGGUCUUCCGGCAAAAACUGUGUUUUCGGGGGCAAUUAAAUAUUUGAAGAACGAUUUGAUAAAAGAAUCCGAGAAAAGAAUAUCAGGAGGUGGACUCACCGAUGCUGACAUAAACUGGGUGCUUACAGUUCCUGCAAUCUGGAAUGAUGCAGCCAAACAGUUCAUGCGAAAGGCAGCUGAAGAAGCAGGAAUUGCAGGCGACAAACUGAUGAUUGCACUUGAGCCUGAAGCAGCAUCAGUGUUUUGUAGACAUUUGCCUGUGGAUACGACCUCUAGCGCAGUCACCACAUCUUUGGCCUCUUUCAAGGCUGGGACCAAGUAUUUAGUUCUUGACGCGGGAGGGGGAACUGUAGACAUAACGGUACACGAGGUCAGUGGAAGUGGUGAGUUAAAGGAACUGUGCAAGGCAAGCGGAGGCCCAUGGGGCGGAACAAAGGUGGACGAUGCAUAUGAACAGUUCUUAGUUGAAAUAACAGGACCUGGUGUAAUGGGCGCUUUCAAGGAAAGCCAUAUGGAAGACUAUAUUGAACUGUUUCGCGACUUUGAAAUCAAGAAGAGAGACAUAUCUACGAAGAAGAGUGGCGGAAAGAUUACUCUUCGCAUGCCGGUAGCAUUGGUUGAAAUCGUCAAGGAGGUCACUGGAAAAACAAUAAAGGAAACCAUUGUGGGGUCAGUGUACGGAGAGCGCAUUAAGCAUCAUGGGGACAAAAUCCGAGUUGACGCUGAUAUAGUCAUUGAGUUGUUUGACGAACCAGUUACUAGCAUUCUCAAUCACGUGUCCACUCUUCUAAAAGAAUCUGCUGUGCGUGGCUGCAACAAGAUUGUCAUGGUUGGUGGAUUUUCGGAAUCGCCAAUAUUGCAGGAACGUGUUAAAGAACGUUUUUCUGGAAUGUCUGUCAUCGUCCCAACUGAAGCAGGGCUUGCUGUAUUAAAAGGCGCAGUGAUAGUCGGACACAGUCCUACUACUAUUGCUGAAAGAGUAUGCAAGCUGACAUACGGUUUUGCUUCAACCCAUCCUCGUGAAGAAACAUGCUCUCAUCCAAAAGGGAGAAUUGAAAGAGACGCUAAUGGCGACCUUAGAUGCCAGGAUAUUUUUGUAAUCCAAGCAAGGGCUGUUGAUAAAGUUCGAUUGUCGGAGGAACGCCCUGAAAUAAAAGCUAGACCUGUUAUUGACUCCCAGACAGGCAUUGGUUUUGAUAUUGUUGCCUGCUCAAAUCCAAGCCCCUAUCAUACUACCGAGAGAGGAUGUUCAAAGAUCGGACAUAUGUCAGUGCCUAUCAAAGAGAGUUCACUUGGCAGUUAA